This is a messenger RNA of Cydia fagiglandana, 1447 nucleotides long. RefSeq lists its product as uncharacterized. The coding region runs from base 67 to 585 and encodes 172 amino acids. The record is from RefSeq and is a predicted model, not a curated record. NCBI's taxonomy places the organism in Eukaryota, Metazoa, Arthropoda, Insecta, Lepidoptera, Tortricidae. The transcript has 2 exons.
GCACACGCAUUGUUAGUCUGAGUUUUCAUUUCAUAGUGAUCGAAACUAAAAUAAUUAAUAACAAUCAUGUUUGUGCCAACGUUCGUAGUUAUUUUCACCCUUGCGAUAUAUCAGGUCGCGUCAGCUCCUGUUGACGACAGGGUCGAAUACGAUGGAUCGUACAAACGCCUUUACCUGCCUUACAUCCAAUCAGUGACCAAGGAUGGCACCAAAACUAUCUUGACAUCCCAAGAUUUGCUUGAAUUGAGCGAAAAGCUAAAAUCUGGAGAAGUACCGGUAACCACUACUUAUCAGCUGAUUGGUAUUAAUGGCUUCAAUCACACGCUGUCUGACCAUCAACUGCGGCUCAUGGUGAACCAUGAGAUUGCAGCAAUCGUCAACACGCAGGAUCUCGACCAGCCAGGCUUUGGACAUUUAUUCAUCACAGUUGACAAGAACGGGGUUGUGCAGACUUUUAUCUACAAUUUGACUCUAGAAGAAGCGUUGGAGAAAGUUGAAGAAGAAGGUUAUCCGAACUCAUCCGCCAGUGAUUCUUAUCACCAAAAUAAACCUUCAGCUUCCAAAGUUCCCGUUGCUUCAAAUUAAAGUUUUAGUGAUUAGUAUAUAAAUUCAGACUGAUAAUGAUGAUACUUUAUAGUUUUAAUUUGUAAUGUAGAGCCACCCACACACUAGCGUUUCCCGAGCGUCGGCGUCUGGUCAACCUCUGUGGCUGCUGCUCGACGCAACGUUGACGCAACUGCACAGCAACGCCAUUUUCCAUAGCGCUGACUAGACGCCGACGCUCAAAAGACGCUAGCGUGGGGUGGCCAAUUUAUAUAUGUAUCUAUAUAUUACAGUGUUGCCAACUUGGCAUAAAUGAUGCCAGAUCUGGCAUAUUUUCACUCGCUUUGGCAUCAAAAUUUUCCAUUUAGCAUCUGGCAUAUUUUUUAGCAUAAUUUAGUCUAAGCCAAGUUUGCACCAACUUGGCAGCAACAAUAUGCGGCAUCGCUUUAUAUGGUUCAUAUUUUCAUAUGAAUUUUAACUUUUGUGGACGGAUGGACGUCAACGGACUAUAUAAAGUUGGUCGAGCAGGUCUUAUCAGUAGAAAAAGGCGGUAAAUUUGAAUAAAGUAUGUGUUUUAAGUGUCUAAUUUCAAGUGAUAUUUUAGCAUUUUUUUAGCAUAGGUGUAUCAAAAAUCUUUGGCAUAAUUUUGGCAUAAUCUAGACAUUAGUCUAGCAUUUUUUCAUAAUCUGAGUUGGCAACACUGAUAUAUUAUAUUAGGUUACCUAUAUUUUGUAGAAAAUGUAUAGCUGGUCACGCAAAUCUUGUCAGUAAUAAAAGGAUCGAAAUUCAGAUGUUCUAUGGGACGAUAUCCCUUCGCGCCUACAUUUUUCAGCCGCCUUUUUCUACUGACAAGAUCUACUUGACCAGUUAUAUUAAUUAUUUACAUUAAAACUUGUUGAUUGAA